This is a messenger RNA of Cladophialophora yegresii CBS 114405, 1464 nucleotides long. RefSeq lists its product as uncharacterized. Bases 1 to 1464 code for a protein of 487 amino acids. Gene Ontology annotation, cellular component: cytoplasm. NCBI's taxonomy places the organism in Eukaryota, Fungi, Ascomycota, Eurotiomycetes, Chaetothyriales, Herpotrichiellaceae. Gene Ontology annotation, molecular function: phosphatase activity. The record is from RefSeq and is a predicted model, not a curated record. The transcript has a single exon.
AUGGCGGACACAGGAACAGGCUCAUCCACUCAGACGCCGGCAGGCCAGGCAGUGGUGGGUUCGCAUUCUGACUCCAACGCGCAGCCACACGGCGCGGAUGAUUCAACUCACGAUGGGGGCCAGCAAGAAGCAGCACCGCCCACGAAAAGAUACACGUAUGAAUACAGUACUCUGGGAGGGUACUUCCUGCAGGACGACCCGUCCACGGACGCCGCGACCUUCGACUUCAUGGCUCCGAACGUGAACUUUGGGUUGAUUGACCGGGCGUACGAGUCCGAUGGAUCAUUACCGAACAAGGGCCAGGAGAUGACGCAGUGGCAGCGCUUCGAACACCACGUUAGAUCUUUGAACCAAGAUGCGCGAGAUGAUGACAACGACGACGACGCAGAAGCACAAGAAGAUGGAGCACACAAGAACCAGCGAGGGACACGGCAACGGCGCCACGCCUCACAUUCUGCCACACAGACACGAUACCUCGUCUUCUUCCUCGGCCGGCACGGCAACGGCUACCACAACAUCGCGGAGCGGUACUACGGCAGUACAGCCUGGGACUGCCACUUCAGCGCGCUAGACGGCGACCCGGACGGCGUCAUGACCUGGUCGGACGCCGCGCUGUCGAGCGAAGGCAAGCGACAAGCCCGACAAGUCAACACCUUCUGGAAGAACCAGACUGCUAGCCACAAAAUGCGUGCCCCAGACGUCUACUUGGUGUCUCCGCUCGACCGCACGCUCCAGACCGCGCAACUCAGUUUCGACAGCGUUGUGGGAUCGGCGGGACUAAAGGCCGUGGUGAUGGAAAAGGCCCGCGAAGGCACAGGAAUCCAUACAUGCGACAGGCGCGGCAGCGUCACGUCCAUCCGCGCACGGUAUCCGAGCUACAACGUCGACGCGGACGUCUAUCUUACGGAGCGGGACGAAUUCUGGACGUCCGACCGUAGGGAGCCACCCUCGGCGCUGGACAAGCGAAUGCGUGGCUUCUUUGACGAUUUGAUGUCCGAUGCCGAGAUGCUGGGGCCCGAAAAGGACAGCGUCUCGGUCACGAGCCACUCUGGCGCCAUCGCCGCCAUGUUACGCGUCUUGGGCCAUCGAGACUUCGGCCUGGGUACUGGAGCGGUCAUUCCCGUUCUCGUCAAGGUGCGGCGGAUUAGGCUGGAUGAUGACGGCAAGGACCUGGGCAGAAGAAACGGUGGCUCGGGCGAAGGUGCUCAUCACAAGGAGCCGACGCUCGAUCUGCCUGACUUGGCAGACAGUCAGGAUGAGCAGGCUGCUAAAGGCCACAAAGAGAAUCCUAGUCUCUCAAACGUCGAUCCUGACGAUAGAUCAAAGUGGGCGACUAUCCCCUCGUGUCCGGCCGACUUGGACCUUGUGACUGUGGGGCAGCAGCGCUGGGGUAUGGGUCUGAAAGAAUUCCUAGACGGCGUCGAAGGUGGGACUCUCGAUAUGGAGGCCGUGCCGUUUCGAUGA